This is a messenger RNA of Racocetra fulgida, 473 nucleotides long. The record is from the annotation of a GenBank genome assembly. Lineage: Eukaryota; Fungi; Glomeromycota; Glomeromycetes; Diversisporales; Gigasporaceae.
AAUACGGUCCAGAGAAUCAGGAUAACGACUUUGAACAACAGAUUCAACAAUUGUUGCAAUUAAUGGGUGGAAUUAUGCCCCAAGUACAACAAAAUAAUCAAAUUCGGAAAAUGAAUACAGUAAGCAUUCCUUCCUUUGCGGGAGCCAACCAAGACUCUGUGGAAUGGCUUGAAAUGGUGAGCUGUGCCUUUGAAGCUAAUAAUAUUCAAGGAAAUCGUCGGAUAGCAGUUAUUGGUGCGUAUCUUACGGGAAUGGCAGCUAUGUGGUGGGAAACUAGACGCAAUACUAGGCCCCACAUUGAUUGUUGGGAGGAUAAUUUUCAUUCAGACGUUAGUUUUGUUCAUCAGUUCCGUCAGAACUUUUGUACACAAAUGCUUGUGAGUCAAUGGAACACCGAAUUACUUACUAGACGUCAAAGAAUAGGGGAAACCAUUGAUCAGUAUGCAGCAAAUAUGGCGGCUUUGUUUAGAUGA